Salvia miltiorrhiza (redroot sage) is the source of this 1117-nucleotide messenger RNA. Its product is annotated as expansin-like A2. The record is from RefSeq and is a predicted model, not a curated record. NCBI's taxonomy places the organism in Eukaryota, Viridiplantae, Streptophyta, Magnoliopsida, Lamiales, Lamiaceae. Gene Ontology annotation, cellular component: extracellular region; plasmodesma; plant-type cell wall. Bases 177 to 968 code for a protein of 263 amino acids. The transcript is spliced from 5 exons.
UAUAUUUUACCUUUUUUUGAAAUGUCUGACACCUGUAUUCCACCCUCACCACUACCCUUCUUUCUCUCUCUCUACAUAUAGAUAUAUAUAUAUAUAUAUAUAUACGCAUUUUGAUCACACAAUUCCAUUCCCAACGAGUAAAAAACAACACACUCACUCACACAGUAGUAAAAAGCAUGGCCGUAUUUGGUCUUCUUCCCUUAGUAACUCUACUUCUCGCUUCAUCUGCAACUGCGUGCGAUCGCUGCGUCCGCCAAUCAAAAGUCGCCUUCUUCUCCAAAGCUCAAGCUCUUCAAUCUGGAGCUUGCGGCUAUGGCUCUCUCGCAAUCGGAUUCAACGACGGCCGCAUCGCAGCCGCAGCUCCGUCCAUCUACAAAGACGGAGCUGCCUGCGGCGCUUGUUUUCAAAUACGAUGCAAUAAUGAGAAAAUUUGUAGUAAAGAGGGGACGACGGUGACCGUGACGGACCGGAGUCCCGACAAUGCGACGGACUUCGUCUUGAGCAGCCGAGCUUUCACGGCGAUGGCCAAGCAAGGAAUGGGACAGGAACUUCUCAAACUUGGCAUUGCUAAUGUCGAAUAUCGAAGGGUACCAUGUGACUACAAGAACAAGAAUCUAGCAGUCCGAGUGGAGGAAUCGAGCCAGAAGCCACACUAUUUGGCAAUCAAACUACUAUAUCAAGGAGGCCAAACCGAAAUCGUCGCAAUCGAUAUAGCUAAGGUGGGGUCCGCAAAUUGGAAUUUCAUGAGCAGGAAUUAUGGGGCAGUUUGGGACACGAGUAGGGUUCCAGAAGGAUCGUUGCAGCUGCGGUUUGUGGUGACAGCGGGGUAUGAUGGUAAAUGGUAUUGGGCUAAAAGCGUGCUUUCAUCUGAUUGGACCAAAGGCGCGAUUUAUGAUUCCGGGAUUCAAAUUGCUGAUAUCGCGCAAGAGCCCUGCGCGAUUUGUGAUGAUGGCACCUGGAAACAUUAACUAAUGGAAAAUGUUGUUUUUUCUAACUGGAUAAAAUAGUAAAUUAGCGAUAAAGAAAUGUAUACGUAGUUUUGUUUUUUUUUUCUUCCUCUUUCCUUCUUACUUUCUUGUCUUUUUUGAAAUGAUAAACUUUUUUUGGUUCUUUUUAA